GCGCGGGCGAUGGGCGAGCCGACGUCGCCGUCAUCGGGGUCGUCGCGGGCGGCGCCGCUGCGGCUGCGCUUCGCGCGCGGGGCGCUCAGCUGCUGCACCCACUGCGGCUACCCGCAGCGCUCGCUGUGCUGCUUCGGCUGCUCCUACUCCACGCGCGCCAUCUUCAUCGGCUCCGGAGGCGUGAUGGCAGGUCUUACCUAUUUCCUGAUUCUUCUUUUUCUCCUCAUCUGCCCAGGCAAAGACUAUAUUGAAGGGAACGUCUACGUCACAGGGUUCUUGGUGCUGGGCAUCAUCUACCUCCCAAUGGGUCUAACGCUCAUAUACUCUGCUCAGAAGUUCCUGGGCGUGAUCCUGGCGCCCGCCUACGCCGCCAAGGACGACGCGCUGUGCGGCAAGACGCGUGUCGCCCUCGCCGUCUUCGUGCUGCAGGUCAUCAUCGUAGAAGCAAUGAGUAGUACCUGA
Molecule: messenger RNA, 462 nt
Organism: Gryllus bimaculatus (two-spotted cricket)
Lineage: Eukaryota; Metazoa; Arthropoda; Insecta; Orthoptera; Gryllidae
Source: the annotation of a GenBank genome assembly